Acyrthosiphon pisum (pea aphid) is the source of this 329-nucleotide messenger RNA. It is a transcript of the gene Ndufb2, whose product is annotated as NADH dehydrogenase (ubiquinone) 1 beta subcomplex, 2, 8kDa. NCBI's taxonomy places the organism in Eukaryota, Metazoa, Arthropoda, Insecta, Hemiptera, Aphididae. Gene Ontology annotation, cellular component: mitochondrial inner membrane; respiratory chain complex I. Gene Ontology annotation, biological process: mitochondrial respiratory chain complex I assembly. The record is from RefSeq and is marked validated.
CUAUGUAUUAGAUCUAAACUAUGAUUUCCACUAUCGUGACCAAAUACCAUUUACCGAAAAAGAUAAGAGGAAUAAUACUAUUGCCGACGUUUCAAUGGGAAUAGUUUUGGCAUUUGUUUUGUAUAAAUGUUACUCUGAACCUGAGCAUUUGCUUGGAGAUUUUCCAUAUCCUGAUUACUCAGAAUGGACUGAUGAAGAAUUGGGAGUACCACCAAUUGAAUAAUUAUAUAUUAUUAUUUAUUCAGUUAAAUGUAGUAUACAAUAUAUAAUCCAGAAAAAGUUCUAUGAAAAAGUGAAUAAUCCAAAAUAAAUAUUACAUUGAUUGUUAA